AUGAAGGCCAUUGUGAUUGAAAAAUUUGGGGGGACCCGAGAUGUUGCCCAGCCAGAACCAGAGAUUGGCUGGGUAGUGAUUCGCGUGAAAGCCUUCGGCGUCAACCAUGCCGAAAUGCAUAUGCGAAAAGGCGAAUGGGCGGAGUGGACGCCUAUUAGUGGCAUUGAGUGCGUCGGUAUAGUUGCAGCAUGCCCUGGUGGCGAGUUCGCAGAGGGAACUAUGGUCGCCAGUGUCAUGGGCGGCCUUGGACGCACUAUCAGCGGUAGCUAUGCCGAGUUCACAAGAGCCCAGGUCUCAAAUGUCGUUGCGCUCGGCCCGGCGGCUUCCGACCUUCCUUGGGACCAGCUCGCUGCCAUCCCAGAAACGUAUGCUACAGCAUGGACUUGCCUCUUCCGAAAUCUCGAGCUCUCGAAGGGGCAAAAGCUCUUAAUCCGCGGCGGGACCUCUGCUUUCGGCAGAGCAGCUAUCAAUCUCGCCGUCCACGCUGGAGCCCAUGUUUUCGCAACAACUCGAAAUGGAAGCCGGGUCGCGCAGCUGACAGCCCUUGGAGUGGAAAAAGUUGUGAUAGAAGGACAAAACUUGUCUGAACGGUUCACCGAAAAGUUCGAUGCGAUUCUCGAGCUUGUGGGCAAUAGCACCGUCGUCGACUCUCUGAAGAUGGUUCACCGUGGUGGCAGAAUGGCUAGUGGUGUUCAUUUCAGUUUCUUUGGCAGCUUUGCUUUCGGAACACCUGAAUUUCCGCUGUCAGAUGUACCACUGCAAGAUGUCGUCAAGAUGGCUGCAAGUGAAGAACUAAAUGCCAAACCGUGGAAGGUUUUCAAGUUCGAGGAUAUACACGAAGCUCAUCGGUUGAUGGAGAACAGCGACGCCCAGGGUAAAAUGGUGGUGCUCGUGGACUAG
Messenger RNA from Penicillium waksmanii, 900 nucleotides. RefSeq lists its product as uncharacterized. The transcript has 3 exons. Gene Ontology annotation, molecular function: oxidoreductase activity. The coding region runs from base 1 to 900 and encodes 299 amino acids. The record is from RefSeq and is a predicted model, not a curated record. NCBI's taxonomy places the organism in Eukaryota, Fungi, Ascomycota, Eurotiomycetes, Eurotiales, Aspergillaceae.